AUGCCUGAGGUGUUGUUCUUCAACAACAACUGCACUCUAGGCCAAUAUCUCAUAGGCCGACUGGAAGCCAAGCACUUCAAGGAGACUGUGCUUGUGGUGGAUGUCUUCCACUACAAGACAAAGCAUGCAGAUGACAAUGUCUAUUGCAGCACUCACUGCAAUCUGGUGUCUUUCCCUGAGUUGUAUGACCCAGCAUCCAAAACCUGGACUUUCAAUUCCUUGGCAUGUGAGCAGUCCAAUGCAUGGAUAUGCAAGUAUCAGGGUCAGCUGUGA
Messenger RNA from Dacryopinax primogenitus, 273 nucleotides. RefSeq lists its product as uncharacterized. Bases 1 to 273 code for a protein of 90 amino acids. The transcript has a single exon. Lineage: Eukaryota; Fungi; Basidiomycota; Dacrymycetes; Dacrymycetales; Dacrymycetaceae. The record is from RefSeq and is a predicted model, not a curated record.